AUGCAUCAACUCUUCCCAAAUACUAAAUCCCCCUUCAUUGCCAAUGCGCCCAUGGAGGGCUAUGCAUAUAGCCGUCUAGCAAGCGCCGUUUCAUCUGCUGGGGGCUAUGGAUUCAUAGCCGGCGGCUUCGACUUCAGAACGGGGUCUCCACAGCUUGAAAGACUACAAACGGAGCUCAACACCACCCGAUCACUCCUUGGCAUCACAACCCCAGAUGAAAAACUCCCCAUAGGUGUGGGCUGUCUUAUGCUCCAGCCAGAAGGCCUAAUCGAAAAUGUACUUCCGAUUCUAUGCGCCGCGCGGACAACCGGUAUCUGGCUUUCGUUUCCGGCGAAUGCGUCGGAAUAUGUGCCUGUCAUCACGGCGGUUCAUCGGCUCAGAGAGAGGGAGAACUGGGAUGUGAAAGUGUUCGUGCAGGUCGGGACGGUACAGGCGGCGAGGGAGGCGAUCGACUAUGGGGCGGAUGUCCUCGUCGUUCAGGGGUCGGAUGCGGGUGGGCACCAGUGGGCGCAGGGGGCGAGUCUGCUUGCGCUCGUGCCGGAGGUGAAGGGGCUGCUUCGUGAAUUGGGUAAAGCGGAGGAGGUCCAUUUGUUGGCUGCGGGUGGUAUUGUAGAUGCGAGGGGGAUGGUUGCGGCUAUGGGGUUGGCUCCGGAUUCCACAAAAGACAAGCUUGUUUCCACGACUGACGGAGCCACAACGACAAUUAAAUCACGGAAGCACGAUGUCUUCAAUUCGACCGACUUCUGGCCUACGCAAUAUGACGGCAGGGCCAUCAUCGGUCGCAGCUACGAGGACUUUCGGCGCGGCGUUACAGAUGAAGAAAUCGUUAAACGACACAGGGACGCUAGAGAAAAGGGAGAAAAUGACAGAACCAUUAUAUGGGCGGGCACUGGAGUUGGGUCCAUUAAGGAGGUGACGACUGUUAAGCAGCUGCUGGAUGAUGCUCGAUCGGAAGUCCGAUCAAUAGUGGCACAGAUGAGUAAUGCUUUCAGUGAGACAAGUUGA
Messenger RNA from Aspergillus pseudonomiae, 1005 nucleotides. Its product is annotated as nitronate monooxygenase. Gene Ontology annotation, molecular function: nitronate monooxygenase activity. NCBI's taxonomy places the organism in Eukaryota, Fungi, Ascomycota, Eurotiomycetes, Eurotiales, Aspergillaceae. The transcript is spliced from 4 exons. The record is from RefSeq and is a predicted model, not a curated record. The coding region runs from base 1 to 1005 and encodes 334 amino acids.